This is a messenger RNA of Armigeres subalbatus, 2740 nucleotides long. RefSeq lists its product as uncharacterized. The record is from RefSeq and is a predicted model, not a curated record. The transcript is spliced from 2 exons. The coding region runs from base 650 to 2740 and encodes 696 amino acids. NCBI's taxonomy places the organism in Eukaryota, Metazoa, Arthropoda, Insecta, Diptera, Culicidae. Gene Ontology annotation, molecular function: zinc ion binding; nucleic acid binding.
CGAAGAUACACGCAUUUCUUAUUUCUCCCGCGAAAACCCCCAAUAGUGAUCUGGUGCUUUUCGGCAGUACUUUCUUGUAUUUAAUAGUGGCGACGAGGAAAAUAUUGGUUACGGUGCAAUAGCAUCAAUUAAAGUGAUUUUUACACGAAUUACCGUCGGAGACACCAUUCGCUACCAACAUCGGUUAGGCAGCCUCGCGUUCCGGAAGAAAAAGGUGUAAUUAAAGUGCUAAUUGGUUGGCGUCAUAUCGGUGGUGGCAAGAGUUCUUUUGCCAGCCGAACUGCCAUUUGGGUUUUGGCGUGGUUUUUCCCGCAACAAAAGAAAACAAAAGCUAUAUAAAACAUUUUCAUUCUUCAGGAAUUGUGUGGAAUAUUACAGUUGUCCGAUAAGCUGUUAAGAGUGUUUCUUUUCUACUUCAAACAGAAAUUUUUCUUCAUUCUACACGGCGGAAGAAUUGUGCCGAAAAAAUUCAAUUCUAUUACGGGUGCGCUCCCUUCAUUGGACGCACUACGGACAGCGAGAGAAGUUGGACAGCAGCCAAACCAUUGUUGCUGCAGUUUUUGUUUCGCCCCGUCCGGAAGGUUAGAUUUUUGUUCGUGGCAUCAGGUACCAAGACGCAUCUGCUUGUUCAUCGCAUCGACAAUUUGGAAUGGACAGCAACCAAAGGACGGUAGACCAGCGUACCUGUGACUACUGCGGACAACAAGGACACGUGCGAAAAAGGUGCCGUGAACUAAAUCCUAGAAGGAGCGAUGAAGUUGAGCAUGUCGACAUGCAAGAAUCUUCUCUGGCUCCAGAUAACUUGUCCGAGCGUCUGGAUAAUUUAAAAGAAAUUAGUUGUGAAUUGGAUAACAAUGAGCCAAGUGAUUCCGUAUUGGAGUGUAUGGAUGUUUCUUCCAUCGAUAAUUUUAGUAGUUCUUGUUUGUUGAAUGUCUCUAUUGAGAAUAAUUUGACAAAAUUGGAGAUUGACAGUGGAUUUAGGACAGCUGCUCCAAAUUUCAACCAAACAUUAAGUAAGAGGUAUAAUAAAUUAUUUGAGAUAAAUAGUUCCAGGGUGACAAUUUCUGGUCAACAUGAUGUUACGGUUGAAUUGAAUAGGACAAAAGCAAUAUUUAAUCUGCUAGUGCUUGAUUGCUAUUAUCACUUUACUCCAUUACAGGGAAAAACGUGGUUGGAUGAAUUCUUUCCCAACUUUAGAAUUUUUUUUGGCGUUUCUUUGCCAGGAAAUAAUAUUCGCCCAAAACAACAUAAAGCACUUACUGCAAAUAUUAAGAUUAAAUGUGCUGAUGUAUUGGUCAGAAAUUCAUGUAAUUCUAUAGCUAAUUGUGAAGCAGAUGUGGUUUUAAAAAGUAAUUUACCAAUUUCAAAACAAGACAAUGACUUUCCUUAUGAUAUGAGGCAGAAUAAUUUUAAAAUUUUUGUAUUCAAUUUCAAAACUCCUAAUAUAUUUUCGUCACAAUCUUUAUUUGCGAGUUUUAUUUCGCAGUUGGUUUUGAAUGUGUCAGUUCCAAUACAAUGUGAUAAAUUUGUGAAAAGUAAUAUUAUAACUGAUGAUUCUUUGGUAAUUUCCAUAGAGACUAUAAAUGAUAUAUUUCAAAAAAACAGAAUUUAUUUUACACGCUAUUUGUGGCCUAAGAAAACUGACAAACAUGGUUUUAAAAUGUUUAGAACUAAACCAGAUCUCUAUGAUCUUGACGUGUGUUUAUUAUUCCAGGACGAAGUGAACAUUACGCAGAAAUUUCAAGGAGAAAUGAUUAAACUUGAACGUGUCAUUCACAAUGGCAUCAUUGAUAUGAUAAAAUCUGUAGAACAAGCGGUUCACUUGUUUGGUUUUGACACGAAUUUUGUUGCUGUUUGUGGCGUCUGUUCCAAUUUGGCAAUCAUUCCAAAACAUAAUAUUAAUUCAAAAUUUUCAAACAGUAUACCUACUAAGAAACCAUCGGUAGGAAAUGAUUUCUCUAAAAGGGUGGAGGUAAAGCGAAUGUUUAAAAUUGACAACUAUUUGGUAGUUAUAGCUAAAUUGGUUAUACAUUUUGCGAGUUUUUUAUUGGACAACGCCACAAUGUAUGACAAUGGUUUCUUACAUAAAAGUUGUAAGUUGUACUUGGAAAUCCAGAUUAGUUUACGUUUAAGCUUUAAUGAUACGACAAUGGUUGGAAAUUUUCCUUCUGAAAAAGUCUUCACUUAUACAUUUAAGGCGUUAAUAUAUUUACUCAAAACGAGAAAGUAUAAUAAGCAUAAAUAUGGAAAAUUGAUCGAAGCAUAUUUUCUAAAAAGUUUUUCUAUAAAUAUUUCACAGAUCAUGGUUGGAAACGAGGUGACAACCGCUCAUUCCACUCAGAUCAGAGUCUCCAAAGACGGACACGGAGUUAAGGGUCUGUCGAAGCGGGUAAUGCGAGUGGUCGAGACUGGUCGUCCGCUAUCGACUGUCAAGAUUCCCGAGAAUGGUCGACCGUUGCAGACUGCAGCUAAACGCAUGAUGGAACCCGAACUGAAUGAGAGCGAUAUCUGGCAAUUACCGGAUCAUAGCAACAGUAGCGCCUCGAAUCAAUACAAGUUAAUGAAGAAUAAGAAUAAGAAAAGAAAAUUCUCGUCAGAGCCGGUAGAGCUUUCUGGCCUACCUAGGCGUUCAAUAGGAUUUGAAAAAGCUAAAGCUGCAAGUGAAAUUUAUUGUUACUUUAUUAUUGAAUAUUUGUUCAUUCUGAACUUCUGUUCUUUCCUAAGGGGGAAGAGCUAUUGA